Messenger RNA from Dunckerocampus dactyliophorus (ringed pipefish), 3177 nucleotides. It is a transcript of the gene pard6b, whose product is annotated as par-6 partitioning defective 6 homolog beta (C. elegans). The record is from RefSeq and is a predicted model, not a curated record. Gene Ontology annotation, biological process: establishment or maintenance of cell polarity; regulation of cellular localization; centrosome cycle. The transcript is spliced from 3 exons. Gene Ontology annotation, cellular component: apical plasma membrane; cell cortex; nucleus. Gene Ontology annotation, molecular function: protein kinase C binding. Bases 293 to 1492 code for a protein of 399 amino acids. NCBI's taxonomy places the organism in Eukaryota, Metazoa, Chordata, Actinopteri, Syngnathiformes, Syngnathidae.
GAAGUGUCUCCAGGCAGGCACAGAGCGGCGAGAAGCUCCACGGGAGUCCGCCAGUCACACGCUCAGUAGCGGCUACCGGAGCACCGGCUACGGCCAGCAUGAUGCGAAGCGAGUCGGGGCGCUGCUGCUGAGGAAUUUGUUUGGCGGGGAAAAUUUAUGAACAUUUUGGACGUGUUUUCUGGAAGUGAAUCUUGGCGGGAGGAUCCUCCUUUCUGGGUCUGGGAGCGGAGGCGCUUGAAGCGGGCAAGGCGAGCGAGGUCGGCGGCGGUGGAGGUGCCGCUGCUAACGAAACAUGAACAAAAACCACCGUAUGCCGAGUAAUCGUUCUCUGAGUGCCGUGGAGGUGAAGAGCAAGUUUGGCGCGGAGUUCCGUCGCUUCUCUCUGGACCGCGCCAAGCCGGGCCGCUUUGAUGAGUUCUACGGCCUGCUGCAGCACGUGCACCGCAUUCCCAACGUGGACCUGCUGGUGGGCUACGCCGACGUGCAUGGCGACCUGCUGCCCAUCAACAACGACGACAACUACCACAAGGCCCUGUCCACCGCCAGCCCCCUCCUCAGACUCUUCCUGCAGAGGAAAGAGGAAGCAGAUUAUUUGGGAAGUGACUCGCUGACGAGAAAGAAAAACACGGUGCUGUCGGCGGUGCUCCUGCGGCCCGACGCCAACAGGAAGAAGCCGCCGGUUAUCAUCAGCCUCCCGAGGGACUUCCGCCCCGUCUCGUCCAUCAUCGAUGUGGACAUCCUGCCCGAGACGCACCGCCGGGUACGCCUGUACAAGCACGGCCAGGAAAAGCCUCUGGGCUUCUACAUCCGCGACGGGUCCAGCGUGAGGGUCACGCCGCAGGGCUUGGAGAAGGUGCCGGGCAUUUUUAUCUCCCGGAUGGUUCCCGGCGGCCUGGCGGAGAGCACGGGUCUUCUGGCCGUCAAUGACGAGGUGCUGGAGGUGAACGGCAUCGAGGUGGCCGGCAAGUCUCUGGACCAAGUGACAGACAUGAUGAUCGCUAACAGCCACAAGCUCAUCAUCACCGUAAAGCCGGCCAACCAGCGGAACAACAUCGUCCGAGGCAGCGGCGGAGCGUCCGGUAGCUCGGGACGCUCCUCGGACAGCGGGGCCAGCUUCUACGGCUACUCCUCAUCCGCCAGCCUCGCCGCCGCAGCCUCUUUGCCAUCACACAUCAUCCAGAACUUCCCAGUGGGCGUGAUGGACAGUGACGAGGACGACGAGGACCUGGUGAUCGAGGCGGGUGGCGACAGCGAGCCUGUCCACCACAUGCUGUCCGACUACACUGUGCCGCCGCCGCCGCUGCUUCCUCGCUACGAACCACACCUCAACCUGCGAGCCGCCGCCUCGCCUCCCCCGCUCUCAGUCAACGGCGGCAUGAUGGCUAGUGCCAGCAGUGGCUCCCUGAGUAGGGCCAAGCGCUCCACGCCGUCGCCAGACAGAGCCGUGAGUAGGCGGAGUCUUGAGGAGGACGGCACUGUCAUAACACUCUAGACCGGCCAAUCGCACGCUAAGAGACACUUCCGUACACGCACAUUAGUACGUUUACAUCAGGCACUUCUUACAGACAUCCAUGGUAGCAUAGAUGCUAACAUCAUGCUGAUAUACACGCUAAAAUGAUAACACACAAUAACAUGAUGGUGGCAGACAUGGAACCUCAUGUUAACAUCAUGCUAGCAUACAGUACGUGAUAACACCAAUGCUAACGUCAUGCUGUCAUCAUGCUAACAAAUCUGCUAACAUACGCAGAUGGUGACUCCCCACAAACAAUACUGAAAUGUUUGUACGCCCCUACGUACACCCCCGACAUGCACCCCACGCACGCGCUUUGUAGGAGACGUCCCUCCACAUUCUUGCAAGUUUCUGGCAGAAAGUGUGUGUGUGUGUGAGUGACAGCUGACCUCCCUCUGGGGGGCGUAGUGGAGCUCCAGUGCCCCCUUGUGUCCACUCCAGCGAUCACAUCCAAGCGCUGAGGACACAAGAAGACAUUUUAGCACGACAAUCGUCCAUGAGAAUAUGACCUGCAGUCAUCAUCAUCAUCGUGUUCUUAUUAAUCUGGGAAUCACUGAGUAACGUUUUAGACGUACAGCGGAAGGAACCUUCAUUUGUUGAACUUUCUCUACUGUCAUGCAAGUGUAAAAAGAAGCUAAGCUCGUUGUUGACUGGGCCACAUUGUGCUCAGCAGCCUGGACGCAUGGCUGCUGUGUGGUUAGCAUGUGGACGCUGAUGUAAACCCGGCCAUCUUUUCCAAAUGAUAUUUUGUUUUGAAAAGUUUCUACGUGUCCAACCCUCAAAUAGAAUACAACACGGAAGUAAAUACCCCCUCAGUUGACAGACGCGCCCAUACUUUGCUUUGUUGUACUAAGGUCUGUGGUUAUCAUCACACUUUUCCUAUUUGGCCAAAAAAGCCAAAGAAAAAGCAGGAUGCGGGAACUUGACGUCGGAUGGUGCGUUGGCGUAUUGUUCCGGGGCCAUCUUAGGGCGAAAGCACGUGAAAGUGAAGCUCCUUCCCUCGGGACAUCCAGGAGCGUCGAAGCCUCCACAGGUGAAUGUUGUUGAUUCCACGGGGGUGUUUGGUGCAUAUUGUGCUUGCACAGCGUUGGUACGUAAACACAGUAGAGCACAUGCCGUGCACGCCGUACAUGUACGUGCACGAUAGCAGCUGCAUUGGUGAAGGAUGUCCACACGAGAACACCACCCGUGAUGAUCCUGCCUUGUAAAUGGAUGUCUUCUGUGCUACAGCGGAUGCUAAUCAUUCCAAUACACGAGUACAUGUUAAAUUAUUUCUUCUAUGCUGGUAUUUAUUCUCUCAUCCUCAACUGGAUAAAGCCAGCCGGUUUGUUUGUGUGUUUUUGAUCGUAUUGUACUUCCAGCUUAAGCAACACGUUGGAUCUUUCUUUUUCAUACUGUGAAUUGUUCUUUGAAAGCAGAACAUUCAGAGCUUUCUUGUUUCAGAAAUGAUUGAACUGCUUGGCCAGAUAAAUGCUGAGUCAUAUAUUUAGAUUUGUAACGAAGAUUUGUCAGUAUUUUCAUAUCGGAUGAUGAAAUGAUGAACAUUUUUACCAUGUUUGAAGAUUCUUACUGGAGCUGUACGAAUAAACAGAUGUACGCCUGUUGAUUGGAUGAAAUAAUUCUAUUAAAUCAGAAAUCAUUCAUGUGGCGCAGCUGUGUUUGCCUCC